CCCAGGGCUCAUAAAGUCAGGACUGUGCCACUGACGCCACUGCUACUGCUGCCACUGCUGCCACUGGCACCGCUGCCCGCUCCCGCCUGGCACCAUGGGCAUCUUGAAGUGGGCACAGCCUCUGCUGCGCAUCAGGAACCGGCUGGCACGGGAGCUGCUGGGAGAGCUGCUCAGCACCUUCGUGCUCAUCCUGAUCACCCUGGCGGGCUCGGCGCAGAUGGUGACCACCUCGGAGAAGAAAGGCAACUUCAUCAGCGCCUACCUGGCAGGAGCCCUGGCGGUGAUGGUCGCAGUCUACACCGCCGGGGGGGUCUCAGGUGCCCACAUGAACCCUGCCUUCUCCCUGGCCAUGUGCCUGGUGGAGCAGCUGCCCUGGUGGAAGUUGCCCAUCUUCGUGGUGGUGCAAACCUGCGCAGCCUUCCUCGGCGCCGCCGCCGUCUAUGGGCUCUACUACGAUGCCAUCCAGAACUACACCAACGGGACCCUGCUGACCUACGGCCCCGGCGAGACUGCCUCCAUCUUCGCCACCUACCCUGCCGACUACGUCUCCAUCGCCAACGGCUUCUUGGACCAGGUGAUUGGCACCAGCGUGCUGCUGGUGGGCGUCUUGGCCAUCCUGGACGGGCGCAACAAGGGCGUGCCCAAGGGGCUGGAGCCGCUGGUGGUGGCUGGGCUGGUCCUCGCCAUCGAGGUCUCGAUGGGCUCCAACUGCGGCUGCCCACUCAACCCCGCGCGGGACUUGGGGCCCAGGCUCUUCACCUACGUGGCAGGUUGGGGCCCGGAGGUCUUCAGGAGGGGCAAUGGCUGGUGGUGGGUACCGCUGGUGGCACCCAUGCUGGGGGCCGCCCUGGGCGUCCUCCUCUACCACCUCUUCGUGGCCUUCCACCACCCCCCGGAGGACGACGGCAACGACUCCCUGGUGCUGGCACACAGCAUCCCCUUGGAGGCCAAGGUGCCCCCCGAGAAGGACAGCAAGGAGAUGGCACUCCAGAAGACGUGAUGCCAGGGAUGCCACAGCCCCUGCCCCCUCCCCCCCCCCCAUUAAAAGAGCCC
This is a messenger RNA of Pogoniulus pusillus (Red-fronted tinkerbird), 1053 nucleotides long. It is a transcript of the gene AQP10, whose product is annotated as aquaporin 10. Gene Ontology annotation, cellular component: plasma membrane; basolateral plasma membrane. NCBI's taxonomy places the organism in Eukaryota, Metazoa, Chordata, Aves, Piciformes, Lybiidae. The transcript has 6 exons. The record is from RefSeq and is a predicted model, not a curated record. Gene Ontology annotation, biological process: water transport; glycerol transmembrane transport. Bases 95 to 1000 code for a protein of 301 amino acids. Gene Ontology annotation, molecular function: glycerol channel activity; urea transmembrane transporter activity; water channel activity.